GUUGUGCUACUAUGAAGUCACACAGUUGCGUCUUUAAAGGACCGCUCUUUCACACCUGUUACAUGCACCCUGUCACUGUAAACUGGCCUGUCAAUAAUCUUGUCACAGUUAACAUUCACCACAUUUCAUUUCAUUUAACUUCCAGCCAUACUGGAGAGAAAAUAAGUAGCUCAUUGAUCUGUCAGUCUCGGGUCUUUCAUGUGGAGAACUCUGCUCAUAUUUUCUGCAUAAUGAUGCAUUUAAAAGUUAAUGACCAAAUGGAUGUUUAUAAAAGCUCACAUUGCUGUUGUAGAUGAAAUAACAUUUAAACUUGUGACAUUCAGUACAAAGUCAGCACUCUUGUGAUAGGCUAUUGCAUUCCAUGCUUGUGUGAUGUCAUAUGAUAUAAGACAAAAACUCAUACAGGGGCAUUUUUGCACCAAUAUCUUGGAUUUUAGGGAGAGUUGUUAUCCUGAAUCAUAUUUGUCAACUGUCAACUGUAUGAUGAUGUACAGGUCUGGGGGCGGGGCCAAUUCGUUAACUGCGUUCAAAUAUUUUAUAUAAAUAGUCUAGGCUAAAUAUCAUAUAUAGUUUUAUUUUAUUUAGUAGCUACUAUUUUAUUUAAUUGUUCAUCAUAUCUUUUGAUUAUCUUAAGAAAAGUUCUUGAUGAAUAGUUGAGUAUAAGGGGAGGAGGCUGGAGAUGUGAGUGACACCUCCCUCUGUACCUGCAUGAAACCUUACAGACAGAAGAUGCUUUUCUUUUCUCGUUGUGCUCGGGUAUGUUUAUAGGACUUUUCGCAAAAAACUAAAGGACGAUGUAGAAGUUCUUCACGAGUGUCCAUAUGGACUCUAUGCAGCGUUGAAGCAUUUUAGACGUUUCGCUGGUCUGAAAGAUGAACGCAUCUCAGCAGAUCCACUUCCCUUCCAUCUGGAAAGUCGAGUCUGUAAUCAUUUCUGUCUUAUUCUCGAUUAUUUUUUUGGUUGGUACCGUGGGGAACUGUCUUGUGCUCGCGGUUCUCAUUCGCAACGGCCAGAUGAACACAAAGAGCACCAACCUGUUCAUCCUGAACCUCGGGCUGGCGGACCUCUGCUUCAUUGUCUUCUGCGUGCCUUUCCAGGCUACCAUCUAUACAAUGGACGAGUGGGUUUUUGGACAGUUUGUGUGCAAAGCUGUACACUUUAUCAUCUACCUGACAAUGUACGCGAGCAUCUUCACGCUGGCAGCGGUGUCUCUGGACAGAUAUCUCGCCAUUCGGUAUCCCCUGCGCUCAAGAGAGACCAGAACUCCUCGUAACGCUCUGACCUCCAUCAGCCUUGUGUGGGCUCUAUCGCUGUUCUUCUCCUGCCCUUAUCUCAGCUACUACCAGCAGAUGGAUCUAGACGGGACCACCGUUUGCAUCCCAUCAUGGAACACCCAUCAUCGACGAGCCAUGGACGUCUGCACCUUCAUUUUCGGCUACCUGAUCCCAGUCCUCAUUCUUAGCAUCACGUACGCUCGCACCAUCCGCUACCUCUGGACCUCAGUGGACCCCAUGCAGGACAUGUCAGAGUCCCGCAAGGCCAAGCGCAAGGUGACCAAGAUGAUAAUCAUCGUUGCUGCGCUCUUCUGUUUAUGUUGGCUGCCACAUCACCUGGUUAUCUUGUGCAUGUGGUUCGGCCACUUCCCGCUUAACCACACAACCUACGUCCUCCGUAUUCUCUCUCACCUGGUGGCGUACACCAACUCCUGCCUGAACCCCAUCGUCUACGCCCUGGUGUCUAAACACUUUCGAAAGGGCUUCAAGAAGGUGUUUGGCUGCGCGUUUCAUAAUCGGGUCGUAAACCGCAUCCACACUGUGCAGCCGGCGCAGACGGUGAGCCUGAUGGAAGCUGCCUUGUGUGAAGGAUCCAAUCAUAGCGAUGGGUCAAACCGAGGUCGCCUCUGGAGCAAAAGUAGCAAGAAGAUGAUGACGAGUGCCUUCAUGACAUUUAAUGUGACAUAAUCCACUUACACUCUCACCUACUGUCAAAUCAGUGCUUUACCCAAGUAUAAAACUCUUCUGUUCCGGUGGCUUUUAACAGCAUUUGAGCUGUGAUUACAUAACAAAAGUUAUGUAUCAUAUAGGCGCAGAUUGUCAGGUAGAGAGGAAGCAGCGCUUUUUGUGUUCUUGGUGAGGACAGUGAUCGAUGUUUAAAAUGAAAGUCUCUCUUGCGUCUGUGUUUUGUCAGUGUUGGCAGCUUUCGUCACUGUGCAGUGGUGGCUGUGUGUUUUCUAACAGAAUCAUGGUAGGGUUUUCCAGAGGUACGAGCAGAUUCAAUUAUCAGAGGACCGUGUCAAGUUGUUCACGGCAAACGUUUAUAACAAGCUGGUCAUAGAAUGAGGUUUAGAAUUUAUG
Messenger RNA from Carassius auratus (goldfish), 2354 nucleotides. RefSeq names its product galanin receptor type 2-like. Gene Ontology annotation, biological process: G protein-coupled receptor signaling pathway. Gene Ontology annotation, molecular function: G protein-coupled receptor activity. Bases 873 to 1961 code for a protein of 362 amino acids. The record is from RefSeq and is a predicted model, not a curated record. Lineage: Eukaryota; Metazoa; Chordata; Actinopteri; Cypriniformes; Cyprinidae. Gene Ontology annotation, cellular component: plasma membrane. The transcript is spliced from 2 exons.